Messenger RNA from Felis catus (domestic cat), 2739 nucleotides. It is a transcript of the gene ARB2B, whose product is annotated as putative protein FAM172B. The record is from RefSeq and is a predicted model, not a curated record. Gene Ontology annotation, molecular function: siRNA binding. Lineage: Eukaryota; Metazoa; Chordata; Mammalia; Carnivora; Felidae. The transcript is spliced from 2 exons. Gene Ontology annotation, cellular component: nucleus. Gene Ontology annotation, biological process: regulatory ncRNA-mediated heterochromatin formation. Bases 1212 to 2348 code for a protein of 378 amino acids.
CUCUGCGGGUUGCCACCUCGAAUGCCUAUUUAGUGGUACUAUUCUUAUUAUCUCUGAACCUAUCGGAAAGUGAGGUUGCGUGCGUGGUUUUAGCCCGAGAUCGUCUGCGGCUUUGUUUACUUUCAAGGCUGGGGUAGACUGAAAAUUGAAAAAGGGGAAACUUUAGGAAUGCCUGUAGUUUAAUGACUCUCGCGAGGUGGCCCAGAAAAAUGAAAAUAAGAGGACUACUACACGGUCUCUCCUAGCUACUUGUCCUCAAGAGUGUCCUCAAACUCAGAAAUAAAAAGACGGUAUAGCCACCUGUUAGCCUAGACAUUGGCUUAGCAUUUGGAGUGGAAAUGUAUUUGGUCAGCUGAGGAAAAAUGUCAUAGUAAUAAAGAGCAUCUCUUUUUAAAAUUCACACUCAUCAUUUUUAAAGGUCCAGAAAAAAAGGUAAACUAGAACUCAGUUUUUUUAAAACAUAAAACGCUGAAAUUAUAGAAAGUGGAUGGCUGUAAGCUGGAAUUCGUUCAACUAUUAUUAAAGUACUCAAGAGACUAGCCCAGUCCUCAAUGAACUCAGUCUAUUUUUAGACUUAUUUUUCUUUUUCAGUUCUUUCAAAGGGCUCAUCAGUUUAGAAAAUUGCCCUGUUUUAUUGGCCACGAUAUACAUAUUAGUUUUUUAAAUGUGUAAGAUGUAAUCAGAGUAAGUUAAACAUAAUUCAGCUCAAGCAUGAUUAGUCAGAGGCAAAACGAUCUUAGAAUGUUCCAAGCAGAAGGGAUCUUGGAGCUACUUGAGCUUAACAUCCCAUCCCCUUUCCCCAUUUGACCAAGGCCAAUAAAGGGACUUACCUAACUGGCCCUAGAGCCCAGUCUCCUGCUUCUUGAGUCAAGCGUCCUUAAUUACUGUAUGAUGUGUGCUGAGGUACAGGUAAGCCUCCAGGUGUUAAAGCCUAUUUGGGCUCUUGGGCCCGGGGGAGUGUUUUACAGGGCAGGAAUAGUUGAAAAGCAGGAAUAUUUCAGAGCUUGAUGAGAUUGAAAUUCACGCAAGGGUUUCAUUUAGAGGCCCUAGUUUAUUUCUGUUUAGCAAAGCAAAACAUUGUUUAAAGAAAAAAAAUAGCUGAAUUUUAAGUUUCUUCAUAAAUCAACGUUUUUCAUUGAAUAAUUUAACUCCGGAAUCAAACCAGCUUAAUUCAUUUGCCAAUAUUGUAGGAAACAAAUUAACUGCAAAAGAUGGAAAUAGAGCUGAGAGAUGGGAACAUAAAAAAGGAAAGUUGGUUACCAGUUACUCGGGAGCUGAGCUUCCAAAAAUUUAUUGAACAAUCUGACUUACUAGAAGAACUUAAAUAUGACUUCAAUGAAAAAGCUGAAUUGAGACACACUGAGACACAAAGGCCUUUUGUUUUUAACUAUUAUAAAAAUGUCUUUGAGAGGAACAGCAAGCGCUACCAGGCCCUUGGCUAUUUGCUUGAACAAUAUAUUUAUGAGCUUUUGGAGAAAGUAUGCAAAUUACAAAAAGUAUAUAUCCCACCAGAGGCUGAUAAAGAACCAAGAAGCUUCUUUUUCAUGAGUGAGAGAGCAUUAACAAGUCAUCGUUCUGUUCUUCUUGUUCUUCUUCAAGACCAAGGAGUCUUUAGAGCUGGUCAGUGGAGUCAGCAGGCAAUAAUACAUCAUGGUCUCCAACAUGGAAGUCAGAUACCAUGUAUUCAAAUGGCAUUGCAGGCACAUUAUGAUGUAAUUGUGCUAAACCCCAAUGACAAUUUCAUCGACCUAAACAUGGAAGAAGAGCAGAAAGGCCUUUUAACCCAAACUAAGGGGUCAUCUUCCCUAAAAAUGGUUCCAGCAGAGAACUUUUUAUCUGUCCAGCAACCUCUCCAGUGCACCCCUAAAAGAUGCAGCAACACUCCUGAAGAACACAUGGCUUACAUUUGGGAUUACUUCAUUUCAAAGACUGAAGGCAAGGAUGUUGCCUUCAUUGUACAUGGUUACGGAGGCUUGGUUUUUAUGGACUUACUUGUUCGUAAAAAGUGGGAAGUGAUGAACAAAGUAUAUGCUGUUGCCUUUAUUGACUCUGAACAUCAUGUAGGACACCAGCUGGGAAGUGAUGUUCAGUUAUUGGCCUGGAUAAAGCACCACUGCCGUGAAUGGGUGACAAGCCCUAAGCCUUUGGAUAAACCUGCAGCUACUGUUUUAAAACAGGAGUUUCCUAUGGUUUCUGCUGGUACAGAAAAACACAACUUAGCCCCUUCCUCUAGCCUUCAAUCAAUUUUUAAAUACUUUAAAAAAGCUUUGAAAGCCAAAACAACUAUUAAUUUUUCUCGAGUGCCAAUAGUAACUAGAAGCUCCACAAAAAGAAAGCAAAUUGCUUAACUUACUUUUUUGUCACCUAAGAUUUUUUUGUCCCACUGAAAUGCUGCGAAUGUAGAUGCUAGAAGAAAAAGAAUACUCUGCAGUAUUAUGUUAUGAAAAGAAUAUACACAGUGUUAUAUUCUGGCUUGAGGUUUGAUUUGUUACUUUUUUUGAAAAGUGAAUAUGUUCUUUUUUGUAGCCUAUUGAUGAGCUGGGCAUCAGUCAACGCCAUCAUUAAUAUUUUACAGUAUUAGUCAAGUUAGAGGAUCUUUUGAAAACCUCUCUUAUGUCUUAAUAGAAUGACACCAAAACUGCAGUUGAUAGAAAUUAAACACCAAGUCAGUCUUCAGUUUCUAUGUUGUUAAUGCCAUACUAAAAUUAUAAGUGAACAUAAAAAUGAUUAUAAACUCCA